GUACCUUGCAACUCUCAUGGAAGAUGCUCCUUCAACCACUUCAAUUGCAUACAAAGAGAUUAGUGGAGUUUCAUCGUCCCUGCACUCUGUUUGUUCUGUUUUUCUUGUCACCUUCCGCGCACGCGCACACACAAUUAGCCGCAAUCUCACCGAUGAUAGAGAAGACAAGGCAAUAUUACAUACAUCUGAUAAAUCGGUUCGUUCGAAUUCAUUAUAAUCGAAUGCAAGUCCGACUGUAUUAGAAUGUUGUUGGCAAAAAAAAAAAAAAAAGGUCAGAAUGUUGACCAAACCAAGCCCUAGUUCUGAUGUCUCGGCAGUAAAAAACUAAAAACAUUUUACUCUUUCAAUUUACAGGCUCAAUGCCUCAAUGUAGUAAUCUGGGCUAGGCUCAUCAACAUACAUGUCACCGUGGUAAUCUGGGCUACGCUGUUUGUGCCCUAUCUUAGCCCAGCCUACUAAACGCGCAUUGCCAGCAAGAGAUUUUUUUUUUUUAAUUAUUUGAAAACCGCGCCAAAGCGGCUUCCCUCUUCUGGAGGCAAAAGGCCGCCAUUUUCAGGUCAGUGAGGCGAGAAGUGGAGACUACGGCGCUUUCCUGACUCUCGCCACGGCAUGGAGAAAGAUUCUGCCAUGGACAUCGAUCUUCAACCGGAAGAAGAAGGCAAAGAGAAAAGGGAGGAGGAAGAUUAUUUCCUGAGAUUUAUCGACUAUGCGAGGUCCCAGCUUCUGGAAGACGAAGGAGAUCCCGAUCCAAAUGGUGAUGGUGCGCUUGUUGAUCAGCCUGGCUGGAGCUGGAUCGUAUCUCGCAUUCUCAAGACUUGCAUUUCUUAUUCUAGCGGUGUCACGCCUGCCAUACUGCUGUCUGAACUCUCUUUGGUACCACAUCUUCGUCUAUUGGUUUUUCCUUGCUUGGGGUGAGCAACGCAGAGUCGGGGCUCCGACGAAGAGGCUAGAAUUUAUCCAGCACUUAAAGACGAAUCACCGGAGAACGAAACUGCCAAACACCGUCACCAUUGAUUCAAUAUAUGAGAAAAAUUUCUUGUCAUUGAACAGUGUUUUGGAAGCGGUUAUAGUUGAUGCAUUUGUUCUUCCAGGCACAAACAUCCACAUGCUAACGUUAGGAGACUAUUGGAGUUCCAAUCUCGUAGAUCUCUAUCUCCACCGCAGAUUCUAUAACUUGGUGGGUAUGGAGAAUGGAAUUCUGAAGAAAGGGAGGGAGGUUUUCCUCACUGGUUGCUAUCUUCGAACUGCCUCUGCGGGUGUUAGUCAUCCACGCCUUUUGCCAACAGAGUAUUUUGUGAUACUAUUGGAUGAGAAUCAAGAUGAUGAUGCAAUGCUACUAGCAGCUCAGUUUGCUUCAGAUUCUUUCUCUUCAGUAUCUCUCAGUGCAGCAAACGAAGGAGUUUCUUAUUCACUUUAUGCCAGGAUUGAAAGCAUUGGUUCAGUGGAAAUUCAAGGCAAGUUUGGAAAUUUGCAGAGAAAGCAGAUUACUCUAGUAGAUGGCAACGAUGUGAAGCUACAAUUUCUCUUAUGGGGUGAGCAGACUGUCCUUUCCAAUCUCUUCAGAGUUGGAAGUAUGCUUGCACUGGACAAACCAUAUAUUUCAAGUUCUACAGAGUGUGGAAUUGAAACAAGUGAGGAAUUUUGUCUUGAAUAUGGAACUGCAACACAAUUAUAUCUGGUGCCUUACAUUCAACACGAAGAACAGGUGCGCAUUUCAUUAACACCAUGUGGUCAUCAAAGUUCAAGGUCCUUGAGUUCAUGUACUCCUAGUCAGAGUCCCAGAUUUUCUCAAGUGAGCUUGCCCUGUGAUUCUUUCGGAACCAUUGAUUACAGUAAUUACCCUUUUCGGUCGUUUGUGGCUGACCUUCAGGACAAAAUGACUGGCGUCAGCCUCUAUGGUGUUGCUACAGAUAUUAUCAAAGAUAUAAGCUCAGAAACUACCUUCUCUAUAAGAAUUGCAGAUGCUAGCGGAUCAAUUUGGGCAAAGCUUCAUUUUACGGCAUCUUGGUCACUGGGAAGAUUAGGUCUCGGUCACGCUGUUUUUAUAUCUGGCUUGACUUGCUCCAAGUCGAAACAAAAGCGCCUGGAAGUAUCGUGGUUUGAGAAUGAUGAUGGGGCAUCUUUCAUCAAUAUCAGUUGCUUGCCAGCAUUGAUCAACUCAUCUUGUCUUCAUAAGCUAUCACGCCUAUCUGAUACGACUAGCCAGACUGGCUAUGCAAAAAUAUGUCGAAUCUGGCUUGAACCGAUGGAACAUUUUCAUGUUAAUACUAGAUUUUCACAUUCUCUAUGUGCUCACUUCGUCAACAAGAUGCCUAGUGGCCUCUUAGAAUGCAGCUUCUGCCAUCAAGUUUGUGAUGCUGAAGUAGUGCGAACUUUCGACUUGAAAAUUACCGUUGCAGACGAGAGUGCUAAAGUUUUGGCAUGGUCUACUGGUCAAACGGCUAUGGAUUUACUGCAGAUAUCUCCUGAGGAGUUUCAUGAACUUCCUGAGGAAGAACAAGUAAUGUACCCGUCGUCGUUAGAGAAUGAGAGUUUCAUGGUUGCACUGGUGAAUUGUAAAAUCGAGAGCUAUGGAUCGAUACAAGGCCUUCCGUUGGCAAUUCAACUGCCUGGGAAAUCACUCGAGCAUACAAGCUUGAAUGAUUGUUUCAUGAAACACAACGUUGUCCGAACCAGGGAACGGGAAGCGUGCCAAAGGUAAUCCUGUCCAUUUUCUGUAGUGAGAAGGUAUUUCCGCAAGCGUGUUGAGGAAGAAGAUAUCCGAUGUCAGUGUCUGCACAGGACGAUUCCGGAAUUCAAUUCCAUUUUGGGAUCCAGUUUCUUCCACGGCCUAACAAGAUACAGGAAACGGAGGUCUUGAUUCUCUACUACCAUUUUCCCUGUUAUAUCUCUACAUCUUUUCACAAACAACCAAAAUCAAGGAAUCUUUUUAAUUUUUAUUUUUACAAAUUUUAUGAAGUGUUGGUUGCGAGAUGUAGAGAGGUAGUUGAAAAGUGGCGGUAGAGAAUCAAGAUUACAGGAAAUACUGACGCUUCAAAGGUGCGUCUCUUGCGUAAUUUAACGAGGAGCUGAUCUAAUUAUGAAUCGCAUAAAAUGGUUGCAGGAAGCCAGGAAUUUGAUAAAGGGGGUGGGAUCCAAAAAAAAAAGGAAAAUGCCUUGGGCGACAUCGAGUCACUCUUACUCUACCUUCCCUUCUUUAGAUAGACAUGUAUGAGAGAAGAAACAAUUGUUUUGCCCCCAAAGCGGAUGAGACACGGGUUAUAUUCAAUAUUUUGUUGCUAGGGAUUCUAUCUCUACUCUGCUGGCUCCUGUCAGCAUUUAGUGCGAGAGACCAUAAGGAAAUAACCGUGGGAAAAUUAUAA
This is a messenger RNA of Prosopis cineraria, 3362 nucleotides long. RefSeq lists its product as uncharacterized. The transcript is spliced from 13 exons. The coding region runs from base 707 to 2701 and encodes 664 amino acids. The record is from RefSeq and is a predicted model, not a curated record. NCBI's taxonomy places the organism in Eukaryota, Viridiplantae, Streptophyta, Magnoliopsida, Fabales, Fabaceae.